Molecule: messenger RNA, 845 nt
Organism: Uranotaenia lowii
Lineage: Eukaryota; Metazoa; Arthropoda; Insecta; Diptera; Culicidae
Exons: 3
Coding region: 1-582 (193 amino acids)
Source: RefSeq, a predicted model, not a curated record
AUGCAAACCACAUUUUUCACUUGGGAAACUACAAGAUCAAAUCAGCCGCAAAAGUCCCAUCGUCGAGAUCCCUGUGAUGAUGCUCUUUUUUGGGAAAUUCUCAAGCGAAACAUUCAAAUUGUAGCUUUUCAACAUGGUCAACUGCUCAAGAUGUACUAUAAGGUAAAACAGUUGGUAGAAAGAUCAUUUUUAUUAUGUUAUCUGUAUGCGCUAGUCAUUUGGAGCCUUUUGUUGUUUGAAAUUCUGAAAGACGGCUUGUCGAUGCUUACCUUCAUAAGCUGUGGAGCUAUGUUGGGUUCCAUUAUGAACACUAUUUCGUGCUGCUGGUUUGUGGACGCCUUUCAUGAAAUGCAUGAUAAUCUAGCACUUACCAUAUUUGGAUUGAUGACCGAAAUCCCUUACUCGGCAAAAUAUCGCCGAGAUUAUACUCAAGUCCGUUCAACCUUGUUAAUGAUGCACCAAAAUGCUACCAGAGGACCGAUUCUCACAUGUGGAGGACUUUUCAUCAUUGAGCUCACUGUCAUCACGAGAUUAGUUCAAAAAACUUAUACAUUUGUUGCCUUUUUGUUCGAUGUCAUAUAAUAUGACAAUUUAGAUAUCUGACUAUGCUCAUCAACUUUUUUAGCGAAUUCCUACACACAAAAAAAAUUAUGAGGUAUCGAAAAUUAGUCCAAUCUAACGUGGCACGAGAACUUCUUUUGAUUUUUUAGUAUCUACAUAUGUAUUAGGAUUGUCCGAAUACACAGUCAUGUUUUUCAAAUCAAAACCUGGGUGCUGAAAUCGUUCUAUGGCUUUUCAGUAGGCGCCAUGCCAAAUUUCAGAUGAUUUGGUUCACUUCAAGGAAA